AUGAUGCUGAAAUUCUUCACCACCACCACCACUACUCUUACCUCAUCAAAAACCAUUUUCAAAUUCUUCUCCACUUCCACCACAAACCCACAAUCCUUCACCGUCUCCUACCUCAUCAACAACUGCGGCUUCUCCCCAGAAACCGCCUCCAAAGCUUCCCAAACUCUCACUCUCACCAACUCCCAAAAACCCGAUUCAAUUCUCGCCUUCUUCACUACCCACGGCUUCUCCAUCUCACAACUCCGCGACAUCAUCAGACGUGAACCCUGGCUACUCUCAUGCGACCCCAACAAGGUACUUUUACCAAAGUUUCAAUUUUUACUCUCCAAGGGCGCUUCUUCCUCUGAUAUCAUUCGUAUCGUUAAUGCAAGCCCUAGACUCCUUAGAAGAAGCUUAGAGAAUCAUAUAGUUCCUGCUUAUGAAUGUGCAAAAGGGUUUCUUCAAUCUGACAAAAAAACCAUUGCUUGUGUUAAGCGUUUUUGUUUUCUCUGUCAAAGUGGUGUGGCAGAAAAUGUUAAAGUCUUGCUUGAUAAUGGAGUUUCUCACUCAAAUAUUGCUAGGUUGUUUCAUUGGUGGCCUAGUAUAAUUUGCUCUUUUGAUUUGUUGAACACUGUUGAAGAACUGAAAGAACUCGGUUUCGAUGGGUCGACUUCGGCUUUUAGUAAGGCGUUUCUUGCGAAGAGAAGUGUUACGAAAGCGAAGUGGGAUGAGAAAGUUGAAACCUUUAAGAAAUGGGGUUGGUCUGAUGAACUGAUUAUUGAAACGUUUAAGAAGCAUCCUUUCUGUAUGCUGGUAUCGCCUCGCAAGAUCAAUGCGAUUAUGGAUUUUUGGGUUCAUCGCUUAGGUUUGGAUUCUUUGGAACUUGCUAGAGCUCCUGGGAUUCUUCAAUGCAGUCUUGAGAAGAGGAUUAUUCCUAGAGCUUCUGUUGUGCAGUUUCUUAUCUCGAAUGGCUUGCGACGAAAGGAUGCGGGUGUGUAUACGCCGUUUGUUGUAUCUGAGAAGUUGUUUGUGGAGAAGUUUGUGAAAGGUUUCGAGGAGCAUUCUUCUGAUCUCAUAAAGCUUUAUGAGGAGAAACUGAAUCUUGCAGAUGGUACGAACAGCCUUCUGCUGGUGUGA
Vicia villosa (hairy vetch) is the source of this 1116-nucleotide messenger RNA. RefSeq lists its product as uncharacterized. The record is from RefSeq and is a predicted model, not a curated record. Bases 1 to 1116 code for a protein of 371 amino acids. The transcript has a single exon. Gene Ontology annotation, biological process: chloroplast organization; regulation of DNA-templated transcription. NCBI's taxonomy places the organism in Eukaryota, Viridiplantae, Streptophyta, Magnoliopsida, Fabales, Fabaceae. Gene Ontology annotation, molecular function: double-stranded DNA binding. Gene Ontology annotation, cellular component: chloroplast.